AUGUCCUCUGCUCAUGAUGCCACCACCAAGAUCUCCAUUGACAAGUUCGACGGCGACAACUACGCGACGUGGAGCCGCUACAUGCGUGGCGUGUUCCUGACCAAGUCGGCGUGGCACGUGGUGAACCGGGAGACCACCCCCACCUUCGCCGAUCCUCGCGCCAGUGACGACUACGUCAAGACGAACAACAUUGCGUUCGGCUUGAUGCUGCUGCACAUGAGCGCAGAUUAUCAUCACGUGGUUGAUGACUGUGAAGAGGCGUGGGUCGCGUGGGCGCGUUUAAAGACGCUGUACGGCGGGUCGCAGAAGGCUGGACGCAUCUACUUGAAUCGUCAGCUGUUCAGCAUGGAGAUGGCGGAAGGCGGCAAUGUGAUGCAUCAUUGCAACGAAGUCCUCAACAUCAGCGCGAAGCUCAGCAGCAUCGGCGCCAAGAUGGAGGACGAGGACGUGGCGAUCUGCUUGUUGCGCAGCCUCCCCAAGAGCUACGAGAACGUCGUGCUGAACUUAAAGAUGAGCAGCGCGGAACUGCGAUCGCGAGACGUCGUGACAGUGCUCACGAAUGAGCACAUCAAGAGGCAAGGUGACAAGACGACAUCGGUGAAGACUGAAGACGCGGCGAAGGCGUUCAGUGCCAAGCGUGAACCUCGCCAGUGUACAUACUGCGGAAAAUUGGGGCACACGGCGGAGCGGUGCUGGACCAAGCAGAAGGUGAAAAUCAAGGUGGAGCUCGACGCGGCGGCAACAAUGCUCGUGGACGCGGAGCCAACAACGUUCAGUGGCGAACCAACAACAACUAUGACGACAAAUACGAUCGAGUUGCGUUCGCGGUUUCGCUGGAGGCUGGACUUUCAACGGGCAAGAAUAUGCCAGGGAUGUGGGCAGUCGACAGCGGUGUACAUUGCGCUAUGUCUGGCGAUUCAAGAAGGCAAGUGGAUGCACCGUUUACUAUGCGAGAUCAUGGCGGCUGCUCACGAGGACUGA
This is a messenger RNA of Peronospora matthiolae, 981 nucleotides long. NCBI's taxonomy places the organism in Eukaryota, Oomycota, Peronosporomycetes, Peronosporales, Peronosporaceae. The record is from the annotation of a GenBank genome assembly.